This is a messenger RNA of Entrophospora sp. SA101, 2166 nucleotides long. NCBI's taxonomy places the organism in Eukaryota, Fungi, Glomeromycota, Glomeromycetes, Entrophosporales, Entrophosporaceae. The record is from the annotation of a GenBank genome assembly.
AUGUCGAUAACAACGCCACCAUCAUUGUCAUUAUUAAAAUAUUUUCAAAAUAAUUCAUCAUUAAUAAAAUUAACUUCAAAACCUACAUCUACACAAUCAAUACCGAGGAUUUCCUUUUUAGAUUAUUCAAAUCGUCAUUCUAAACAUCUUUUUUCUUUAAAGAAUAAUCCAUACAUUAAAAGUUUAUUGCUUUCUAAUACUCAAUUAUAUAGUACAAAUGCAAGGCAUGUUGACGAUUUUUUUUUACAAGAAAAUCAUAAACAUCAAUCAGAUUCAUUUGGAGUCAACCCUGAUUUCAAUGGAGAUUUAUAUGUUGGUGUGAAUGGAUCAGGAGAGAUCGAACCAUUAUAUAUAUCAAAUAAAACACUCACUCUGGGUUCUGAUGGGAAACCAAUAAUUGAUGUGGAGAACAAAGAUAUUGAGGAAAUUUGGGUGAAUUACAAGAAACUCAGUAUUGAGCAGAUUUUAAGUUUAACUGUUUACGAUUAUAAUCACCUGCUUGCUUCAUUUCUAAAACAUUUAUCAAAAAAUUCUAUAUUUAAAUCCGACACCAACAAUAUUCGACCAAACACCAUAAGUUACAAUAUUUUGUUGUCGGGUUUACUAAAUCAAAAACAAAAAAGGUUUGAUUACUCUUCAUCUGUACACAAGGCAGCUCGUUUAUUUUCUGUGAUGGUGGAAAAUAAUGUUGAGAGAGAUCAUAAAACAUACACAUUAUUGAUUAAAGCAUCGGGAGAAUUAAAGAGUUAUGAUAUGGCUUUACAACAUUUUAAUAAUAUGAUAAAAGAAGGAUUGGCGCCUGAUGUAAGAGUGUAUAAUUCCUUAUUAAAUGUGAUUGCUAAAACACAAAAUGAACCAGCGACAGCCAUGGAGAAGUAUAAUGAAAUGAAAUCUAAAGGUCUACAACCUACAAUUGUUACAUAUAAUAUAUUAAUAGGAUUCAUGAAAAAAAAAAAACAAAACCAUUUGGCAUUAGAAUUAUUUGAACAAAUGCAAAAAGAAAGUAUUGUGCCUGACGCAAAGAUAUUAGAAUCUGUAGACAUUACAGGUUUAAAGGCUGCCAAAGUCUUACAAGAGGAAUAUAACGUUAUACCUAAUAUAAGAGACUAUAAUUUAAUGUUAUCGACAGAAUUGAAAAGAUCGGAUUAUGACGAUGCAUUAGAAAUUCAUAAACAUAUGCUUAACAACAAAGUCAAGCCAAAUUUAUCGACCUACGCAAUAAUAAUUGAAGAUUAUGUAAGAAGUAAAGAAACAACAAAUGCAUUUGAUAUAUUCAAUGCUAUGUUGAAAGAUAAUUUGGAAACUGACAUUGGAAUUUACACAGUGUUAGUAAAUGCAUAUUUAGAACAGAAUAAUUUAGAUAUGGCAUUCAAUUUGUUAGAUCAAAUGAAGAGUGGCGUGGCUGAGUUUAAGAUUGGAACACUAGAAUCAAUUAUCACUACAGCUGCUGAAAAUAGCAACGAGGAAUUUGUUGAAAAGAUUUUUAGUUACUUGAAAAGUUUGGGUGUUAUAAUUGACAAGAGCAUUUAUUAUAUUCUAUUGAAUAGGCUGGCAAAAUCGCCAUGGCCAAGAUAUAAAUUAGAAUAUUAUAUACGUGAAAUGGAAGAGAAUGAAGUACCCGUAAUAAGAGCUGUAUUUUUUAAUAUAAUUAGCGGAUGUUGUGAUGUGAAAAAUAUCAACGAGGCAGAAUAUUGGUAUAAUAAAAUGAUAAAUGUAUAUCAAUUAAUACCAAAUCCAAAAAUUUUAACAACAUUGAUGUAUACCUUCAUAGAUAAUAGAGAUUUAUACAAUGGUAUAAACUACUUUAAGGAAUAUUUUAGGUGGAAAGCUCAACUUCUUGAAUAUGAAGUUAUGAAUUUGUUGGAUUUAUGUGAGAGAUUAGGUGCUCGGAAAGCUUUAAAUUAUAUAAUAAAUCUGCUAGGUGAAAAUGGGUAUCAGGAAUAUGUACAUAAAUAUGAGAUUAGAAGACAAUUGAUUGACAAUAAAAUGGAAACAAUCAAUUGGUUAAAUAGACAUGUAUCAUCAGCAUCAAAUAGAAAUUUAAAAUUAUUUAUUAACAAAGAGAAGUAUGCUGUAAAAAAAAAUAUUAUUUAUAAGAAAUUAGAUCAUAAUGCUGCUAUUAGAAUAAAAAAUUGGAAACCUUAUAGUGAAAAUAAUAAACAAUAA